Molecule: messenger RNA, 1584 nt
Organism: Hyaloscypha bicolor E
Lineage: Eukaryota; Fungi; Ascomycota; Leotiomycetes; Helotiales; Hyaloscyphaceae
Exons: 5
Biological process (GO): DNA-templated transcription
Molecular function (GO): zinc ion binding; DNA binding
Source: RefSeq, a predicted model, not a curated record
CCAGAUCCACUGCUAUCAAUCUGCUCGCCAGAUGGGAUCGCCUGGGUUUCUGAACGAUGUGCAGCUUCAGACUUUGGAAAUUGCGCCAAAAUGCUCAUGAUUGACAUUUGUGGCAGACGGAGGCCAGGACCGAAAUCACCUGAAGAUCGAGAACCAGAACCAGACGAGGCCACCGCGUGGAAAUAUUGCAAAGCUUACAUUGAAGAGACUCUAGAGUCGGUUAUGGGGAUUGUGCAUCGGCCGGCUUUCGAAGCUCGGCUGCGAACGCACUUUAUGCAAGGGGCUCUUGCUAAUGAUGAUCCGGGUUGGUAUGCUCUUAGAAAUGCCGUAUACGCUUCAGGAUGCAGAGCGGAAUACUCCAAAGUCUGCCAUUUAGUUGGAUUUGAGGAGGCACAGGAACGAGGUUGGAGGUAUUUUGAAAAUGCUCUUUCAGUUCAGGCGCAACUGCUGUAUGGACAAACCGAGAUCACCGCGGUGCAAGCCCUAAUAGCGAUGUGUUUUUUCACAGAAGGUCUGGGAAACCCAAUACUCGAAUACCUCCUUUGCUCAAAUGCACUGCUGCUGGCCCAAGCGAAAGGGCUUCACCGUCGAAGUACAUCUCCCUCUAAUGACCCUCAAGAACACCAUCGGAAUUGGCUUUUCUGGGCUAUUUACUGUUAUUCGACGCAUUUAUCGUGUCUUUGGGGUUACACUCCGCGCCCACAGGUUAUCAACGACGAUUGCAUCACAUGUGAGGUCCCAACCGUGGCGGGGGAAGGCGGCACUAUUAACAUCCAGAUUUUUACGCAUAUAAUACAACUCUGCCGCAUAUCAUCAACAAUCGUUAGAAAGAUCACAGCCCUGAAGAAUUUGCCCCAAACACCCGAGGAAGCCAUCAGUACAAUAUCCAAGCUCCACUCUCAACUUACGGCAUGGCGUGACUCACUCCCCUCUUCUAUUCAACCCGAUACACCAAUCGACCCAUCUCAACUUCCCCACGGUUAUCAUAUACACCAUCUCAUGUUUUUGCACUAUACGUACUAUGGUAGUGUAAUAUUUCUUCAUUCCACAUUCGCAUAUCCAUGGAACGGCUCUCUUGGCUCAUGCCAGGAUUCAAAUGUCAGUGAACAAGUUAUUACAAGCACCAAUAUCAUCAUUAGUGCGGCGAGAAAUAUGAUACUAGCAACAAGAUACAUAAACGUUAAUGCAUCAUUGCCUGGUUGGUAUUCCGACUAUUACUACCCUUUGGUUGGAUUCAUGAAUGCCUUCUUCUAUGUCAUCAACUUUCCGAACCUUCCAUUAACUCAGUCAGACAUAGCUCUGAUGGAUAUGAUCGUCGGUCAUUUUGGGCACUUGGGAUUUCUCUCAGCACAGGAGAUGGCAUUCUCAUUCCCUAGAAAAAUAGUAAUGCUGGCUUCCACGACAGUCAGGAAGGCCCAACAGCAGGCUAGAGUACAUAGACCUAUGGAGGAGUCUUUACCGGAUGUCGAAGGAAGAACUGAGUCUUCUUCCGUGGACUUGUUCAGUGAUGUAUGUUCCUUAGUGAACAUCUCCCCUUUUUCGGUCGAAAAUUACUUUUCUUCGCAGCUUUCUAUAAUAUACUAA